Eruca vesicaria subsp. sativa (arugula) is the source of this 3080-nucleotide messenger RNA. Lineage: Eukaryota; Viridiplantae; Streptophyta; Magnoliopsida; Brassicales; Brassicaceae. The record is from the annotation of a GenBank genome assembly.
UCUCUCUCUCCUCAAACGCUAUCGAAAGAGAAAGCUAUUUGUUCUGUUUCGAAAGGCAGAAAAAAAAACUCAGUGCUGAGUCUCGGGACAGUGAGCUCUUGGUGGACAACAAUAAGUGUUUUCAUUGGAAAAGAAUCUACUAAACUGUUUUAAUAAUGGGGGAAGAAGAUUCAAAGGCAACCGUUGAGGCAACAGCAACAAAGACUACCUCUCUUGAAAAGCCAUCAGAGGUUAUGAAAGGAAACAAGGAGGAGAAUGGUGGAGGUAAAGAAACGCAAGAACUUGAGAAAAAUGAGGAGAAGGCUGAACCUGAAAAAAUGGAGAUGGAUGCUGGGAUUGAAAAAAUGGAAGAAGACGUUACUGUCACCAAAGAUGAGGGACAAGCAGAGGUCACCAACAUGGAUGAAGAUGCUGAUGGAAAGAAAAAGCAAAGUGAUGAUGGUGUCUCUGAAGGUAGUAAGGUGGAAGAUACUGUAAUGACGGAAAAUGUUGAAUCUAACAAUGGCAAAGAUGAUGAAAAGCAAGAGACUAAAGUGGCAGACCACAAGAAAGCUGAGAAAGAAUCAGAGGAGGACGUGAAAGAUGAAGGUGAAAGAGUAAAUGGAACAAGACAGGAGGAUGAGGAGAAGCUGGUAGAUGGAGACAAAGGGACAGAAAAGACUGAAAAUGUGGAGAAUGUGGAUGAAGAUAAAAAGGUACAGAGUGUGGAGGAAGAUCAAAAAGUGGAGACUGUGGAUGAAAAGGAAAAGGAGGAUAAUGCAAAGGAGCAGAAGGAGGAGGGCUUGGUUGAAGAAGGAAAAGAAGGGGAAGACAUAGAAGAAGAUAAAACAGAGAAAGUAGAAGCGGCAAAUUCAAAGGUGGAAGAUGAAGAUGAGGAUGGCAAUGAAAAAGUGGAGAGCAAAGAUGCAAAGGAAGAUGAAAAAGCUGAGAGCGGUGAUGAGAAGGAAGAUGAGAAAGAAGAGAGCAAGGGUUCUAAAAAGCGUGGGAAGGGAAAGGUUGUUGAGAAGACAAAAAAUAAAAAAGAGAAAAAGGAUGCAGAACCGAAGACUCCUUUGUCUGAUCGCCCUGUGCGUGAGCGGAAAUCAGUUGAGAGGCUUGUCGCAGUGAUUGAUAAAGACUCUUCCAAAGAAUUCCAUAUUGAAAAGGGGCAAGGUGUAUAUCUCAAAGAUAUUUCCAGCGUUGCAUACAAGGUAACGAGGAAGAAGUCGGAGGGAACUUUGAGGUCGCUGCACACAAUUCUAUUUGCCAGGAGAGGGAAGGCGGCUCAGAUCAAGACAAACAUAUUGGGCUUCUCUGGCUUUGUUUGGCAUGGAAAUGAGGAAAAGGCAAGAAAGAAAAUAAAAGAAAAGCUCGAUAAAUGUAACAAAGAAAAGCUGUGGGAGUUUUGCGAUGUGUUUGACAUACAUUUUUACAAAGCUACAACAAAGAAGGAAGAUCUUAUUACAAAACUGAUUGAGUUUUUGGAGAAACCUCAUGGGAAAAGCGACAUUCCAGCUAAUGAGAAAGAUAAGUCAAGUACUGGAGCAAAGCGAAAGAGAACUCCAAAGAAAAGCUCCCCUGCAGCUGGAAGUUCAUCCUCCAGACGAUCAUCAAAGAGAAAACGAAAGUCUGAGGAAGGAACAAAGGCUGUUAAAAAGAGUUCAGCUGAUUCUGAGGAUGAGUCUGAGGAUGCAGAAAAGGAGAACAAAGAGGAGGAGGAGAAUGAUAAUGGUAUUCCUGAUAAAUCUGAAAGCGAGGAGAAAGAUGAAUCUGAGGAGGAAGAAAGACCAAAGAAGAAGAAGCGCAGUUCGAAAGUGUCAGCUGGGAAGAAAGAAUCUGCAGGGAGAGCUAGAAACAAGAAAGCGGCAGUUGCUUCAAAAUCCAGUCCUCCUGCGAGAGUUACACCGAAGCGAACAUCAGCAAAACGAAAGAAGACAGAUGAUGACAGUGAUACAACGCCAAAGGCGUCUUCUAAGAGGAAGAGGUCUGCAAAAGUUACCAAGGCCUCGGCCCCGUCAAAGUCUGUUUCAAAAGAGAAGCCAGUGAAAAGUGCUGGAAAAGGGAAAGAGAAAAUCAAAGGGCCAAGUGAUAAUGUGUUGAGAAAAGCAAUCAUUGAGAUUUUGAAAAGGGUGGAUUUGAAUACGGCUACAUUUACGGACAUCCUCAAAGAACUUGCUAAGGAGUUCAAAGAAGAUCUCACCCCAAGAAAGUCAUCUAUAAAGCUGAUGAUCCAAACUGAGCUCACCGAACUAGAAGAAGAGGUUGAUGAACAAGAGGAAGAGAAGGAAGAUGAUGCAGAGAAGGAGAAAGAAGGAGGGUCUGCUGAGGAGGAGAAGAAAGAAGAGAAUGCAGAGAAGGAGAAAGAAGAAGCGUCUGCUGGUGCUGAGGAGGAGAAGAAAGGAGAUAAUGCAGAGAAGGAGAAAGCAGAAGCGUCUGCUAGUGCUGAGGAGGUUAAGAAAGGAGAUGAUGCAGAGAAGGAGGAAGCAAAAGGCUUUGCUGGUGCUGAAGAGGUUAAGAAAGGAGAUGAUGCAGAGAAGGAGAAAGGGGAAGGGUCUGCUGGUACUGAGGAGGUUAAGAAAGGAGAUGAUGCAGAGAAGGAGAAAGCAGGAGGCUCUGCUGGUGCUGAGGAGGUUAAGAAAGGAGAUAAUGCAGAGAAGAAGAAUGUAGAAGGGUCUGCUGGUACUGAGGAGGUUAAGAAAGGAGAUGAUACAGAAAAGGAGAAAGGAGGAGGCUCUGCUGGUGCCGAGGAGGUGAAAGCCUAAACUCUUUUCUGAUCACAUGGCACAUACCUAGACUCAUCUCUCUCUCUCUAGCCUACCAUUUAAAACUUUGGAUAUAAUAUUUUGUUGUUGUUUUUGUUUGAGUCUGGAUUUGCGUAAACCAGCUUUACUUUUGGUAGAGACAAGAAGUAAAUUUAGCUGCUGCAUAGCCAAAAAGAUAGGGUUGCUUGUAUGUCUAUAUACCAUUUAGCAUAAAAGCCUCCUUGGAUUGUUGUUUGAAUUGUGAGGCUCCCUUUUCAGACAUUGUCCAGUUUUCUUUAGUUCUUCUGGUACAGACAAGGCCAAUGGUAAUAAAUGAAUAAUAUGAUUAUCUUGUUUCCC